Molecule: messenger RNA, 858 nt
Organism: Rattus rattus (black rat)
Lineage: Eukaryota; Metazoa; Chordata; Mammalia; Rodentia; Muridae
Product: ribosome-binding ATPase YchF-like
Exons: 1
Coding region: 1-858 (285 amino acids)
Cellular component (GO): cytoplasm
Molecular function (GO): GTP binding; ATP hydrolysis activity
Source: RefSeq, a predicted model, not a curated record
AUGUCUUUAAUUAUAGGUAUAGUGGGGUUGCCCAAUGUGGGCAAAUCUUCUCUUUUUAAUGCUCUAACCAAGAGCGACGCCGUAGUGGACAAUAGGCCCUUUUCCACUAUUAAUCCUAAUUUGGGGGUGGUUAAGUUGAUGGAUGAUCGGAUUGAUUCCCUUGCUAAAUUGGUUAACCCUAAGACAGUUACCCACGCAACCGUUAAAUUUUUGGACAUAGCUGGGUUGGUUAAGGGGGCUUCUCAAGGGGCAGGAUUGGGAAAUAAAUUUCUGGAGAAUAUUAGGGGAGUAGAUGAGAUAUGUUUGGUGGUUAGGGCUUUUAGGAAUGAUAAUUUGAUAAGUGUUCUUGAGGGCACUAAUACGGAUCCCAUAUUUGAGGCCGAGAUAGUGCUAUGUGAGUUGAUUUAUGCGGAUCUGGAUAUGGUUAAUAAUGUCAUGAAGAAGCUUAAGAGUAAUGAUCCUAAGAUGGAGUUGUUGUCGAGGUUAAAAGUGCAUUUGGAGGAAAAUAAUCCGGUGGUGAAUUUUUUCUUUGCAGAUGGGGAAAGGGAAAUGCUGAAGAUAUAUUCAUUCCUUACGGAUAAGCCUAUGGUUCUUGUGGCAAAUACCGAUGAUAGUGAUGAUUCUAAGAAGUUAUUGAAGCAUGUGGAAGAGUAUGCCAAGAAGUUGGGAGUUAGUUACAUUGAUGUAAACAUUAAGCUGGAGGGGGAGAUUGAUCAACUUCCCGAAAAGGAUAUGAAGGAGCUUUUGGAGGCUAUGGGUCGGGACGGGACUUGUUUGAAUAAUCUUGUGAGACUCACUUUUGGGAAAUUGAAGUUGGGUACGUUUUUUACUGUGGGCGAGAAGGAGGUUAGGGCGUGA